CACCACCACCACCACCACCACCACCACCACCAUUGUCGACGGCCAGAAGUUGGAUACAACACCCGACACCAGUACAGAGAUCAUAAGUCGUUCGAGAUGUCGGCCGUCUUGCACGGCGCCCGCCAUCUCAAGCAGGGCAUAGGUGUGCCAUCAAGGCAGUGGCACGGCUCGUCCCCUGCAGCUGCUAGACCGAUACAUAUCCCAUCUUCAAUACCCCACCUAAGUGGGGCCCCGCUGCCACCGCCAACACCUGCUCAGCGUCUCUUCUCUCAAACGCGCACGUUUUUCUCUCGCUUCAUUGGCCAUCUCACUGCACCAGGCUAUAGCCACGCAGUCGCUUCCCGCCCUGCCCAUGCAUCCAAGUCGCUGCUCCGUCCAGCGCACUAUCAUUCUAGUGCACAAAGCAUAAGAGCAGGAUUUUCUCUUCCUGUAAAGCAUGCGUUAUCUAGACCCCUCUCGGCACUCCGCCUGCCGAGAGCACCUACUGUUCCCGCCAAUGUGACCCAAGUUGGUCUGGGCACAGCUAGAGCAUUCCAUUCUUCUCGCCCCAUCUUCCAAAAUAUGGUCGAGAAUGUCCCUAUCGCUACUCGCGCGCUUUGGGAAGCUGAAUGGGAAGGUAAAAUGAAGAAGCAAGAAGCCCGCAAACUUCGUCGGGCGAAAGAGAACUCCGCCCCUGUUGCAAAGGUCCAGGAGAGGCUCAAGCCCAGAUCAGAGCCCAUAAUCUCUCAGGCCAAGAAGGACUCUGCAGCGUCGUCUGAGCUUGACGUUUACUUUCCCCUCCUUCCUGCUCCCGAUGUCACGACUCAUCUCCUUGUGCCACUCGCCCCCACGCCUACUGCGCGUGUGCCUCUGGCUGCGGGCAACUCCAGACACCGUCUCCUACCAGUUUCAGAGAUAGUGUCUACUAGCCGCAACCAUGAGUUACACGCCCUUCGUGUGUCAACUCUGUUCUCGAGGCUCGACGCCGGAAAUGUUUGGGACGACCCGGGUGUAAGCGUUGAUGCUUAUGCAUAUGGACCAAGGGAUGUUGCCAGCGAUACAUGCGAAAGGCAGUGCACUGUUCUGCGUGUUGCAUUCGCUGGUUGGACAUCGGACCGCGUGCGUGCCGUCGUCGGGCCGACAGCAGAAGAAUGGUGCGCAUUGGAAGAGACUCGCGUCUCCACACCAAGCACCCCGACACAAUUUAGCAUGGAAACUCCGGGGACUUGCACCUCCCCGCUAUCUCCGUUGAGCACUUCGUCUGACAGGGACUCAGUGUCUGAGCUUGACCUUGAUGAAGCUUCUGAAGUCGAGACGGCGAACUACGGGUUUGCGAAACCGAGUGCGCAAGAUGAGUUCAUAAUUCCCACACUCGACUUUUCGUCAUCAUUCUCCGAGGCCGCCCACACUGCUUCGAUUCCAGCACCUUCACAGCGAGAGACAUACAUGCAUACUGCAUCUGAACUGGCGGAUGAUACCGACACAGAUUCAUGGUUCCUUGCAUCGGGAUUGUCCUCACCAUCUCUUGUGUCGUCUCUCUCACUCUCUGACUGUGGUUCGGAAGUGGCAUGUCCUUCGUCAUACACUGUGGUGCCCCGAGUCGGACUAAGUUCGUCUUUCACGCAAAGCAUUUGGUGCAGCGAGCAGGGGACGUGAAGUCUAACGUGGAAAUAACAUACAAGUGUUGUCCACCCUUUCUAUGUUCUGAAUUGGUUUCUUGCCCUGUCCUUGUCUUCUAAAUUGUGUGCGUGGUUCAGUUUUGAAUUCUGCUUGUAUAGUAUGUACGCUGUUGGCUUCAAAUAAACACAAAAUGAACGACAAUCAGAGGCUGUGAGGGUCUUCGUU
This is a messenger RNA of Pisolithus orientalis, 1824 nucleotides long. RefSeq lists its product as uncharacterized. The coding region runs from base 97 to 1635 and encodes 512 amino acids. The transcript has a single exon. NCBI's taxonomy places the organism in Eukaryota, Fungi, Basidiomycota, Agaricomycetes, Boletales, Pisolithaceae. The record is from RefSeq and is a predicted model, not a curated record.